Messenger RNA from Diabrotica balteata, 7095 nucleotides. The record is from the annotation of a GenBank genome assembly. Lineage: Eukaryota; Metazoa; Arthropoda; Insecta; Coleoptera; Chrysomelidae.
AUGGCACUUAAAAUGGCUGUACAUACAAGUAGUAUCAUCGGUAUCGGAAAGCCUGAUUAUGUGGUCGGAGGAAAAUAUCGUCUGCUUCGUAAAAUCGGUAGUGGAUCUUUUGGUGACAUAUACCUUGGAAUAAAUAUUACAAAUGGAGAGGAAGUAGCAGUAAAACUUGAACCAAUUAGAGCAAGGCAUCCACAGCUUUUAUAUGAAAGUAAACUAUAUAAAAUUCUUCAUGGAGGCAUAGGAAUACCACAUAUCAGAUAUUAUGGCCAAGAAAAAGAAUAUAAUGUCCUUGUUAUGGACCUGCUCGGUCCGUCGCUGGAAGACCUCUUCAAUUUUUGUACCCGCAGAUUCACCAUUAAAACCGUACUCAUGUUGGCAGAUCAAAUGAUCACUCGUAUAGAAUUUGUCCAUUGCAAAUCAUUCAUACAUCGUGAUAUAAAGCCGGAUAACUUCCUCAUGGGCAUCGGCCGUCACUGCAACAAAUUAUUCUUGAUCGAUUUUGGACUGGCUAAGAAAUUUAGAGACACCAGAACUAGAAUGCAUAUAAUAUACCGUGAAGAUAAAAAUUUAACUGGUACUGCCCGGUACGCGUCCAUUAAUGCACAUCUUGGUAUUGAGCAGUCACGUAGAGAUGACAUGGAAUCUUUAGGAUAUGUAUUGAUGUAUUUCAAUAGAGGCUGUUUGCCAUGGCAGGGAUUGAAGGCGGCUACAAAGAAACAAAAAUAUGAGAAGAUCAGCGAGAAGAAAAUGUCCACACCCGUAGAAGUUCUUUGCAAGGGCUUCCCCGCUGAAUUUUCCAUGUACCUGAACUAUUGCCGUGGACUUCGUUUCGAAGAAAACCCCGAUUACAUGUAUUUGCGGCAAUUGUUCCGUAUUCUAUUCCGUACCCUGAACCACCAGUACGAUUACACAUUCGAUUGGACUAUGUUGAAACAAAACGCCGCAUCUGGUACUGGCAGUUCUGUGGCAGGACAAGCUUCGACACAAGCCCAUCAACAAGCUCAAGCGUCCGUCACAGCUCCACACUUAGCGAACCGAGAUAAAAAAGACGAUGAAAAGAACAAGCAGAAUUCUGCUAAAGGCGGCAAUCGUUAACCCAACACUCGGCAUCGAUUGAGCUAAUCUGCAUAUGGUUGGUUGACCUAUUUCAGUCUUUAAAAAAACAAAAGACGUCUGACUCUUUUAUAUAAAAAUUAAAUUUUAUUAUAAGUGAGCAUAUACGAAUUAUUAUUUACAUUAUCUACACGUCGUUUUAACGGAUAUUGUAUAAAAUAUAAUAAAAUAACAAAAAAUAUACUGAAGAUGGCGACCGCUUACAAAACAGGUCGUAGUCUUGGAUAACGAAUGUGAGUCGAAUGCUGUGCGGGAGUGAAUGCAAGUCAGGCUGUAUUAUUUAAAUAUUCUUAGGUAGUAUAACAUGUAAUUCGGAUUCGAGAUAAUAAGUGAGUACGUAAAUGUCAGACCAGUCUGUUCUUUAAAAAAUGCAAGAUUGGGACCAGUCUCCAGGAUAUUAUCGGAAUAUUCAAAUAUCUGCACGUAGAUUUUAUCAACGUUAAAAUUUCAUUACUAUUGCCUAUACAUCUUCGUUAUUGAACUUAAUGAUCCAGUAAACAUGUCGUGUCACCAAUUAUUCCACUAAUAUAGAUUCCAUCUUAUUUAUUUUUCGAAUUGAUGGUUACGUUUUAUUCUCAAAAUGACUCUAUACUUCCUGUGAAUUUUCGAUUCCACAUAAAUUAUGGCUAAGUCAUCCCUUUUGCCCCAAUCAUAAGCUGCAUUUCUAUAAUCGUUAAGCUUUUUGAUGUCCAAAGUUCAGUUGGCAUCGUCUAUUUGUAAAUGGUGGAGAUGUUUAUUAGUUUUCUUAUUUGCUCUUGUAUUUAUUAAUGCCCUUAAGUUUUAUUAUUGGUAUUUGCAUUAUAUUUUUGUUUGGUAUUUACCUUCACUGAUUCUUUCAUCAAUUGUUGUCUGGUAUAUAACACAGUUAUUAUCUGCUAGAUUUAACUUCUUAUCAGAUUUGGUCAUUUUUUGAUAAAGUUUGCACAACGUUUUAUUCAACAGACUCCUGGAGACUGGUCUCUUAUUGAUUCUUCUAAGUACUGUACAUAUUUUCAGAUUUUUCGAUUUUUUUUUUCUAGACUGUAUAGUUCGAUUAGUUUAUAUGAACUCUGAAAUGAUACUAUAUAAUAAAAAUGUGGAAUAGUUAACUAGUAUUGUAACUAAAAUUUCUCGCAAUUAUCGAGGAAGCUAAAUAUCGUUUGUGUAUUUUUUUAGAACAAGCUGUGGGGUAAAUAUGUAUGCAUCUGAUAUCAAAAAAAAGUAUAAAACCCAGUUAGAUAAUAGUGUUUAAUAUCAAUAGUGUAGUACUAGCCUAAAAGGUAAGGCUUAUAUUGAGAUGCGAGUAACGCUUGCAAGGAGACAUUUUGACAUUGUGGCAUUUAUCAGCAAGACAAUUUGUUGGUAAUAUGUGCUACACACAGAUAACAGAUUGAUAAAACAUAUGCUGGAAUGGAAAUCCUGCAUCAUGACAUCUGCAUGUCAUAAAAUAACGUAAUUACAUCACAGAUUCUGCAAAAUGUCACCUCAAAAGUACCACUUGCGUCUCCAUAAGCAGCUUGCCAAAGACUUGUUGCGUAUGGCUUGUUUUAUCGACUUUAGUAAUGCCAAAUUAUAACUGUUAUUAAAUACCAAAAGUAAGCAAGAAAACUAAAAAUCUUCAAUAAUGACAUUGUUUGAUGUUUAUUAUAUAAAUCUAAUGUUAUUAAUUAAACCAUAUAUCUAAACUAUAAGAAUUCCGUUAAUUUGACACAAUUGUAUUAUCAAUAUUUACUUUAGUUUAAUAACUCCCAUUUUUCAAUUAAUGUAUGAAUAUGUCAGGCAAACAUGGAUAUAAACAUUAAAAUAUAAAUAACAAUACAAUACACUGUAUCAAUAUUGAAAUACACAUAAAUUUUUUAAACCAUUCGUUCUUUUUCUUCUUCUUUUCCAGCGUUUUUACUACCCUCCUAAUCCAUAUUUCUCUAAAAUCAAUUUGUGAGUCUGCUAGAGCUCAUACAAGGACAGCUCAACCAUCGUAACGUGGCCGGUGAGGGAAUCGUAUGUCGCUACCUUGGAAUAAGACUGUCUUAUGUUAAAAUAUGACAAUUUUUAGAAAUAGCAAUUUAAAAAAUCGAUGAAAAAUCUUAUGAAACUGCGAACAUACUAAUAUUUUUGCUUUGAUGUGUACUAGCCUGUAAACAUCUAUACUUAGUCAAUCCCAUACUUCUUAAAUACUAUUUUCGACUAUAACAUUUUUGAGUUGUGACGUUUUUCUUAUAAAAAACGUGUUCGGUGUUUUGAGAUAAAUCACUUUUUUAUUAAAAUUGUUUCACAUGCUUUUUAUAAAUGUGUGUUUAUAAACUAUAACUGAAGAGAAUACUACAACUCAUUUUAAGCAUAACAUCAGCUUCUAAGACUGCCACAACUCAAAAUAAUACAUUAUUCUUUACAGAAAGUAUUGUAUUAUCUUAUUAUGUGUUUGAGAAAGUGUGGCAUAUCUCAAAAGAUGACAAUAUUGUACAAAAUGUCAAUCCACCUUUUCGAUUAACAAUAACUACACUUCUACCAUCUGACAGCCAUGGGCAUAAACUCGUAACUUUUUUUUUGAGAUAUGACAGUAUUUUUCCAAGUUAGCGAUAUUCCCCAAUUUAAUAUGUGUAAAGUGAACACAAAUGUGAAGAGAACCACCAGUGAGCUACCAUAUUAGCUGAUCAUAUUCGCAUUAUUCUCUUUCAGCUCCAAUUUACACCAGGACCUCUUUUGGCUAAAUUAAUAAAUGUUUUGGCAGAUGAUAUCAGUAUUUCUAAAGUUCAAUAAUUUUUUGAUUGGCCAUUUACAGCUACUACACUUAACAAAAAAUCUUAAUCCAAAAAAAGGCAUAUUAACUGAAAACUACACUUUGCAGUAAUUCUUAAUCAGUUUUGCUUUAAUUCAAAUAUUUGUUAUAAAAAACGCAUAUUGCCGUGAAAUAGUACUAAUUGUUAAUGUAUCAAAUGAAAAUAUCAAUUGCAGCUUAAUACACUUAAUUGUGUGAACCAUGUGAUUUUAUUUGAAUACUUAAAAAACAGGUAAAAUAAUUAUUUUACUACAUUUCUUAAUUAACGAAUGUUUUUGAUGGCAGAUGCAUACAUAAGUUUGGAUCUCUGAAUGAAAAAAAGAGCUACAUUGUAAAAAAUUACUAUCCUUAACGUAUCCAUGUUUAUUUUAUAAUGUAGCGGAAAUGUGGUGUUCUCGUAUUUGUUUAUUUAUCACGAACUGAUAAUCUUAAGAAUUGCCAAUUGUCUUGUUUUCGCAGUGUUCUGGCACCGUUUUUGUUUUAUAUUGUGGUGUCAGGCGGCUGCCGCAUUUGAACAGGACAAUGAUCAUCAUUUUCACAAUAAUAUUUAGAUCGCAGGGCAAUGAAUCAUAAAGUAAUGUCAAUUUUUAUUAAAAUUGAUUUGGGAUAUAAACAAAAUAGCUUUUGUAGAGGCUUUAGAAUCAUUAACUACUUUAUUUUUUAGGAAACCACAAUUAUUUUUAUUUUUGAUUUCCAACUCCAAAACCGUUCUUAUAAUACUAUUAAUUCAUUUUCAAAUAUAAAGUAGUUAAUGAAAAAAUUACAAAAGUAUCUUUAUAACCACCGAACAUUCGGACGUUCGACUUGUAAUGAGGAGGGUUUAUACCCGUGCUUUCCCUGCCAAUUCAUCGUUUAAGUUGUUUUUUCUGAUUGGUGUCUCUAUACAGAAAUCUAUCUGCUAUAAAGUUGCUGCCGUCAGCUAUUUGUUUCGAGCCAUUUGGAUCUUUUUUCUGUUUGGUGUACAGGCGUGAACGCCACGUGGCUCACUAAUAUGUUAGUGUCGGUCAAUAUUUAUCUAGUCUCGGUUUUGGUUUUUAAUAAUAGUUUACUUCCUCUUUCAGUUAAUCGUCGGAAUUUGGCUUGGAUGUUUUUUGCUUUUUUCGUAGUGUUAGUUACAUCAGAUAUGAAUGUUAGCUUGUCUAACGUGACUCUCAGAUAUUUAGCUUCGUUGGUCCGUUCAUUUGGGAAAUAGAAAAUUUUAACUGGAGAUUUUCUCUGAACAUUAUUGCCUGGGAUUUCUCAGGAUUUACUGCAAUCUUCCACGCUAUGUAUCAAUUUUCUAGCUCUUAUAGAGCAAGGUGUAAAUAUCUAACUAGUGUGUUUGGUUGGAUUCUUCUGGAUGUUGUUGACCUCAAUAUACUACAGAGCAACAUAAAUAUUUUUGACUAUUGUCAUCCCAAUACAAAUUUUUACUUACAAAUGUUGUUGACCUCUAAUAAAUUUAUAGGACGUAGUGAUCUGAGUUGAGUAAUUUUCGUGUAAAUUAUGGUUUGCUUUUGGUCUUAUCUAAGGCGCUCGUCACUCAUGUCCAAUAGUUGUAACGCUCACUCUUGUUCCUCUUAGCGAAGUCCAUACAUAUCUGCUACCAGCUUGAUAUUAUGUAGGCAGUAUUUAAAGAGACCAUGAUCAGUCAUCAGUCGAGAACACUAUCUUGAAUGUGCUGCCUCGAAAAGUUUGUUUGUCGGGUUUAAAUCAGGGAAGCCACUUGAUUCUUCUCCAAAGAUGCCGAAAGGUGAUGUCCUAAUCGAGUCUUACGAUGACUUUCAGGUAAAUCCCUUAUAUUAUGUUUGUAAAAAAAUAUUGUAGUUUCGACUUUAAGAUGAUACUUUAUGAGAAAUUGCCCUGUACAUUAGAAACCCGUAUGGAUGCAAAAUCAUUCAGUUUUUCGGCGUUUUAUAGCUUGUAGCCAAACAAGCAUGAAAGUUAAAAAUAGAAUUUGUAUUUUUGUGAUAAUUUCUUAUCUAUUUUGUGUUUGUUUGGUUACCGUUAAAUUAUAGAAAACUUGUAUAUCCGUACUGGUUCCCGAAUUAUUUCUAGAUCAAAAAUGUUUGAUUAUCUUACGUUUUGUAUACACGAUUUUCUAGUUUUAUGCAGAUUAAUGUCGUUGUAAUAAGUUCACAUUUUCGUGUUAUCCAGCAAAGUGGUUGCAUAUCGUAAUUAUUGAUUUUAUUUAUGCUCCUUAUUCCUCCAAUAAAGAUAUUCUUUAAAUUUGAAGUAUGUGUUAAAUCAAUUUUUUAUUCAAUGUUACUAAAACAAUACGAUUCAAGAACAGGAAAAAUUAUUGAGAGAAAUAAUAAGUCAAGAAGUCCAAAUAUAGCAGGACCACUAAAAGAUAUAAAAUCCCUGAUACACAACGCACCUGAGUGCGGACCAUUUCGAACCAAACCAUAUAGAAGCAUGUACAGUUUACACAUAUUACACAAGUAAUUGCUGCGUUAAUGGGGAAAAUGUCCACAACUAUUAACAUUUGGUAUUAUCUGCUAGAAAAACGAAUAACUUACAAUCCACGUUAAUUGGAGAUAAUAAAAUCACUAACAUUUAGUUAUAGUUAUAACAUUUAUUGUAAGAACUGCCAUGAUUCUAGAGCAAUGUGUCUACUAUGUUGUCGCAGUGUAUUAUCGAUCAUAUUAUGGACUGCGAUUAUGACAAGCUGCAGUUGGUUAGUUGUGAUAUCGGUAGAAAUAGAAAAAUCACAAAUUACCCAAUUUUUCCUUGCUAAGCCUAUAGCUGUUGUUAUUAAUUGAAUAUAUUGAUUUAGCAUAGUGAUUUGAUAAAAGUUUAUUAUUGCUUGUUGGAGCGAGACUGGCGCAACUAGAAAAAAUAUUGUUGAUCUUGAGAUAAUCGUUCUAAUUGUUGAAUGUAAAUCAUCUAUCAUAACUCUCUAUUAAUUUUUAAUUUAAUUUGUAAAUGUAAAAUUGUGAAAAAAUGAUUCUGUAGCUGCAACAUUCAGUAACUGCCAUGGUAAAUAUUUAACUUUCGAAAUUCAGUGUAAAAUAAAUGUGUGUAAUAAUACAACUACUACUAUUACAACAAUUUGCAAGUUUAGUUUUUAUCAUUGUUAAUUAUGUAUUAUCAAUUUCUCAUUAUUUUUUAGUAGCUUUUUAAAAUAGUUAUUUCAGGCGAUGGCCGGAUAAUUUAAGUUGAUAACAAAAGUUCAGUUCCGCAUUUGUAAUUUCAAAUGUUACAGUGGGGAAUCGCAGGAAUAAAAUAAUAAAAAAUGCAUUAUC